AUGCCACGCUCAGCGGCUGCGGCUCGGAGAGGUCAUCACAACACCAACCGGAAUGAAAACGGCAACCCGGUGAAUGGCAGGCGUCUGAAUAAGCAAAAGUCGAAUGGGAACCUGAACGGGAAUGCAAGCAGCGGCGCCUCCUCCCAUUCCGCCUCGCAAACCGAUCUCCGCCCUACCGGCGAUUCGCCUGCAGUGACAACCUCCAAGGCAAAUGGUGCCGUCGAUGGACCCAAGCGUGAUCACGCUGACAACUCAUAUACCAACGGCUCAGGAUACAAAGCGAACGGCGAGAUGGCAUAUGGUCAUUCCAACGGUGCAGUUUCUCCUGACGGCGGUCAAUCAAAAAUGUCUGCUUCCUCCAUCAAGCGUCAGAGCGCGUCUGUGAACCCUUUCUCCUUGGCAUCUACAAUCCUCAAGUCAUGCCCCAUGUACGACACGAUCGCCAUUUUGAUUUUCUUGCUACAGCUGCCGCCCAUCGUCCUUACCUUAGUUCAGUUCUUGUUCGCCUCUUUAACUUUCAUGCCACCAGGCGGUGGCUCCGGCUCGUCCUUUACGUCCAACUUUGAUAUCUUCCAAGGGCCCGCCGGUACCCCUUCUUUCGGGACGAUGAUUGCCAUGGAUGGUUUCUGCCUGUUGAUGUGGGGCCUAUUCAUGUGGACUUGGGCUCAAAAUUUCGCGUUGGACUUGGCUCACGUGCAAGUAGCCAUCACUCUCGGCGGUGGCGGCUCCGGAAAGAAUGGAGGCGUUAAUGCUCUUUGUGUCGGCACCGUUCUUCUAUUGCAUAUUGUUCGAAGCAAAGGUGUCCAAGAUUUUGUCACCGGUCACCUUGUCUCUGCAAAACUAGUUAGUCCGGACAUCCUUUCGCGAUGGUCCCACCUUCUCCCACAAGAAUUUCGACGAGCAGAGCCGCAGUCAUCUCCAAGCUGGCUCCGAAGUCUCCUCGCAAUUCAUAUUCUGGCUCAGGCAGGGACCGCCAUGGCAAGACGCUCGAUGGCCCGAAAUCGCUCACCCCAACCUCCCCGUUCUGGGAAGCGGGUUGACGCGGAGGCUUCUGCUGGUUCGCAGACCCAAAUAGAUUCGGCUUUUGAGUCGACGGCAAGUGUAACAUCAAUACUCGGUGGCGAUGGUCCGCUUAUUGGUCCCUCGGCAUUGAAGGAGAACAGAGAUCGUUUGCAUAGCGCCAAGAAGCGAAGAAGACAGGCUAACCAGGUACGAAGUCGACAACCUUUUUGGGCUGCACUUGCAAGCACCAAAGUCACCGUUAUGAGAGAAUAUGAUCAUUCUAGGGCCGUUUCUAAGACCACUCGCGGUCUCCCGAUGACUGAAGAUGACCUCCAAGGGAUAACGCUGGAUGAUGGACUGAUUUGGGUUACCGGUGUGGAUAGUUCGACAAUUAGAUUUGCAGCAGGAGAUUUUGCAGCUCCAGAUGAUGCCACGGCUACUGCAGCUUGUGAAGAUGGGCCCCUGGAUAAUAGUGAGAUGGAACCAUUCUAUGUUUGUGUCAACGGUGCACUAUGGGCCACUGCAAAUAUUCACAGGACUUGCGAUGGGCCAAAGGGCGCUAGUGCAGUACAGUGGAGAGGAGAAAUCUCCGGCUUGGCUCCAAACUGCGCCUAUACUUGUUGUUUUGUACGCAGUGACACUGAUGAAGAAAUCUGCUCCAUGAGUGUCAAGACUCCUGCCGCUCCCGAUGCCGAUCAAAAUACUGUCUCUAGCAUACCAACCCCGCCUCGUCCGUUUCAUCGACCAUCAUCGCCGACGACGACGUUGAGAAAUUCUAUCGUUAAUGCCGAAUCGAAACUCAAUGAAAAACGAGCGCGUUUGAAGAAAGCCAAGAACGAUCACAAAAUUCUUAUUUCUCGCAUUCGGAAGGAACUGGAUAAUUUUAACCACAGGCUAAGCAGCGGCAAUGAUGAAAACCGACAAAAACAGCGAUCUUUGCAGCUCGAGCGGAAUAUUCGUCAGACAGAGGAAGCAACAGCUGUGCUUGAGACCCAACUUGAUAGUAUGGACAAGAUCCCGGAGGAGGAACUCACAGAGUGGACAUCGCAAAAGACCGAAUUCGAACGUGAAUUGGAGUUGCUCAACACCGCGAAGGAAGAAUUGCUCGAAGCACGUACUUCUGCUGCUCGUGAUCUCGCUUCUGUUGAGUCGGACUACAACGCGGCCGUCCAAAAACGCGAGCGUCUUCAAGGCCGCAAAACUCGUCUGAAUGAGCAAUAUGAACGGAUUAUCUCCGCGAACGCCCAAGGUCUUAACGAGCGGGAACGCCGGGCAGCCGAGCAAUUUGCUAGAGAGCAGGAUCAAGCCAAGGUUGAAGCAAACUUCAAUGAGCAGCUCGCUAGCAUCAGCCGUGCUAUUCAGGACUAUCAGUUGCGGACAAAUCAGUUGUGGCAGCAAGCAUCCGCGAUUGAACAAGCCAUCCAGCAACAGCAACAGCAAAUGUUGAUAGAAACUGGUCCACUAACCCCCGAAGGAACCCUGCCCGGUACCCACGAUCAGAAUGAAGAACCAGAAACCAACACUUCUAUCAAUAACUUGACCAUUACCCCUGCCAACAGUCGGUCAAUCCUAGGUGCAGGCUUUUCGGCUCUGAGGUCCAGCCCUCACCAAAGUGCAUCCUCUCUUGUUACCGGUACGGCAUCUCAAACCGCCAGUCCGAUGCAGGCGACUAUGCAGCACCCUUCAGGAUAUCAGGCUUCUCCUCGUAUCAGCGUGGCAAAUUACUUUGGUGGACGGGACUUUUCGUACCGUGAUCGCUCAUCCUCAAAUCGCUCAGCACGAAGCAGCCUGUAUGCCGACUACGAUUUUGAUGUGAGCCGCUAUCUUCCUGAUCCUCUGGAACGACGCAGCUCUGGAUCCGAUGGCAAAGGCUACGCUAGUCCUACGUACGGUGCGAUUGGCAGUCAUUUCACGCGAGCUGGCAGCCGUGGCAGUGGUGGUAGCAGUGGUGGUAGCGGAAGUGGCAGUGGCAGCGGCAGUCCCAGGUCUACUCGUGCCGAGGGGCUGUAA
Molecule: messenger RNA, 3012 nt
Organism: Talaromyces proteolyticus
Lineage: Eukaryota; Fungi; Ascomycota; Eurotiomycetes; Eurotiales; Trichocomaceae
Product: putative ubiquitination network signaling protein
Exons: 1
Coding region: 1-3012 (1003 amino acids)
Source: RefSeq, a predicted model, not a curated record